Rhodotorula graminis WP1 is the source of this 1831-nucleotide messenger RNA. RefSeq lists its product as uncharacterized. The record is from RefSeq and is a predicted model, not a curated record. Gene Ontology annotation, biological process: protein K48-linked deubiquitination. The coding region runs from base 1 to 1779 and encodes 592 amino acids. Gene Ontology annotation, molecular function: cysteine-type carboxypeptidase activity; cysteine-type deubiquitinase activity; K48-linked deubiquitinase activity. The transcript is spliced from 4 exons. NCBI's taxonomy places the organism in Eukaryota, Fungi, Basidiomycota, Microbotryomycetes, Sporidiobolales, Sporidiobolaceae. Gene Ontology annotation, cellular component: cell periphery; cytosol.
AUGAGUGCGCAAGACGACAGUCCUGCCAGCCCACGGCCUGUCGCACCCCCCGCUGCCGCCAUCCUCGAGCCGAGCCAGCUUGCGGUGGGGGAGCGUGCCCCCGCCUCGCACGAGCGACGCGCCAGCGCACCCGCAGCACCGCCGAGUAGCUCUACCGCAUCACCCCCAACCGCGUCGCCCGCCGACGCCCUUCCUUCCGCCGCACCUGCGCCAGCCUCGCCCCAAGACCUCGCCCGCCAGCUCGCCUCGUUCCGCGUUCAGCCUCCAGUUUCGGACUCGCCGGCCAACCCGACCGAGCGAGACGUCGUCGAGCGGGAGGGCCAGGUCGACGAGGAGGAGUGGCUCCUCAAGACGAUCGCUUUCCCGCCUCUUCCGCCGACGCCGCUCGAGGCGAGCCCUGACGACGGCGACGUGUCGCACCAUCACGGCUUCGAGACGGACGAGCGCCUGCGGGUCAAGGUCGUGUGCCAGAACGCCAAUGGGCCCUGCUCGCUCAUCGCCCUCUGCAACAUCCUUAUCCUUCGCGGCGACCUCGACGUCGCACCCGGGCGCACGAGCGUCACGUACUCGUACCUGUCAAACCUCCUCGCCGACUACUUCCUCCGCGCGUCCUCCUCGUCCGCCGCCACCCCGUCCGGCCACGAGCUCUCGCUCGAGGCGGCGCUCUCGAUCCUCCCCCAGACCCGCUACGGGCUCAACCUCAACCCUCGGUUCGACCGCAUCGACGGGUUCGCCUCGCCCCCGUCCUCGUCAUCGUCGGCGGCGGCGACCUCGUCGGGCGAGCUCGCCCUGUUCGCGCUCGCGCGCAUCCCGCUCCUGCACGGCUGGCUCGCCGAUCCGGCCGAGCCCGAAGCCUACGACGCGCUCGUCGGCGAGGAAGGGUGCCGAGACUACGACACGGCGCUCGAGCGCGUCGUCGAGGGGGCAGAGGUGGCCGGUGGGGCAGGACGGCUCGACGUGCGCGAGGAGGAGCUGAGUGACGAGGAGAUGGUCAGGGAGGCGGAGUUGAGGAGUGGGUGGACGGAGGAACAGGCGCGCAAGGUUCGACGAGCCUACCUCAUCAACACCUUCCUGUCGUCUACCUCGACGCAGCUCACCUACCCUGGCCUGUCCGCGCUCUGCACCUCGCCGUCCCUCCUCCCUCCCUCCGGCCUCGCGGCCCUCUUCCGCAACUCGCACCUCUCCGUCCUUUACCGCCGCCCGACUCUCCCUUCCACGUCGUCGCCCUCGGCCUCCACCAGUGGUCCCGAGCUCUUCACGCUCGUGACGGACGCGGCGUUCGCGCGCGAGGAGGGCAUCGUGUGGGAGAGCCUCGAGGACGUCGACGGGGCCGAGUGCGCGUUCUUCGACGCGGCGCUCAGGCGGAGCAGUGUGAGAGGAGGGGACUGGGUCGGGUCGGGUGGGAGCAGCGGCGGCGGCGACCACAGCAGGAACAGGGACGAGCGGGUUGGGCGCGACGAGGGAGUGCACGAUGCGGCCGACAUCGCCCUCGCGCAGCAGCUUCAAGCCGAGGAAGAUGCUCACGAGCGCCGCCUCGUCGAGCGCUCACGAGCCGAGGACGCCGCGCGCUCGUCCGCCCGUCCGUCCUCGCCCACCUCGACGCCGCUCGCGCCUCCUGCGCCGUCGUCAGCGCCCGUUGAACGGGUGCGGGUCGACGAGUCGAGCGUGCCGCCGCCGCCGCGCCGAGGAGGAGCAGAAGCGUCGGGCAGGAAGCUGAGCCGGCGCAGUGCAGGGUCGGCUGAGGGGCGCAAGAAGGAGGACAAGUGCCUCGUCAUGUAGAUGUGUGUGGGGCGUCGUCGUUAUCGUCGUUGUUGUGCUGUCAUUUGCAAGG